AGUCAUGCAUUUUAAACAAUAGAUCAUGUUUAAUCAAGCGGAAAACCGGUUUUAGGAGAACAAUAGAGCGUUCGGUAAUGUUCGGAAGGGAUCGGAUUCUAUUUUACCUGCUCUGAUAUAAAAAUCUUAUUUUCGGGGACUCGGAAUUACUCGCGUUCUUACAUUUGUACGUGCGUAUUUUUCGAGUUUUUACGUGAUCUUUGUGUUUGUGCUUUGUGUGUAUUUUAACUUGUGCAAUGGCUGCCCAUUUUAAAUCCAUGUGUGCUGCGUUCGAUGCUGACUUCCUUUCCGAGGAUGCCAUGGUUAAGGUUUGUGAGCAGUUGCACAAUAUGAUAACUUCCGGUGAAGUGAUUCCUGAAGAAGAAGACAUUGUGCACUUCCGGCGUCUUCGUGAUGUGGUGGGUACCAUUCAAACGCGCCUGCUUCAACAAAAUGUGAAUGCGCAGCAAGUUAAUACGGGCGUCGUCCCACAGUCCCAACCCGUCGAUCUUACUGUCACUAAUACUUUACAACAUCCGACUAUGACUGCUAAAACACAGUCGCAACCACUGGACCUUACUGUAAAUCCCCAUGUAUCCAAAACGGCUUCGGAAAACGUCCUGACCCAAUCGCAGCCAAUGGACCUCACUGUGAAAAAUGCACCACGACCUGCAACUUCAGGCGUAAAGCCUAAUCGAAAGCGUGCUGCUCCGUGUGUAAAUAAUUUUCUUAAUCCACAACAUUCCACGUCCGGUCUACAACAAGCUACACCUACGGGAUCUAAUAAUAUUAACUCCGAACCCUCUACUUCGGGUCUACACCAAUUAUCACCCCAAGUUGGCCGUGGAGUACCUCGACGUUUCUUAGUGUUGUCAGAGGGAGAGCGGGUAAUAAAGAAAUUCAACUUGACAGCCCAACAGUUAACUAUCAAGUUUGAUGAUGCGGAGCCCAAUGAAGCACCUCUAGAAUGGCUUAAGAAAUCACUGACUGCGCUUAUUAAUUAUAUAACUAAGAGGCGUAGUGUGAGUGAUCGCAUUGGAUUAAUGCUGACAAAUAGCGAGUUUCCUGACAACCCUCUUGGAUUUUCAUUCCGCCGUAUCGACCAACUGAAUGCUAACGUCAUGCUGAAGACCAUGGACAAGGUUAUGCAAAGUAAUAAGGCGUUCUUCUCCAGCGAUGCACUACGGGUUGACGUGAGUCUAAUUACCCUCCCUAAUGGCAAGGGGCGGCAACGCAUGACGGGUGUUACUUUUGAGGAGUUCUCGCAGCGAAAACACGGUAUCAUUAUCAUUAACAACAAUGAUACUCUGUGCCUCGCUCGUGCGCUGGUCACCGCCAUAGCUUUCCGUAACAAUAGCCCAGAUUUACCAUACCUGAAAGUUGGACAUGCUCUCCAGACAGAAAAAGCCCGAGAAUUGUAUGCUGCGGCAGGCGUAGAUUUGAGUAACGGAGGGACCAUUGAACACAUACGCCAGUUUCAAGACCACCUCACGGACUAUACGAUCGUUGUCUACAAUCAUCGGAUGGGCAAAACGGUGUAUUUUGAAGGUCUACGAUCCCCUCAGCGUCAAGUGCUAAACCUCCUCAUGGAGAAUGAACAUUACAAUGUGAUUACAAGCCUAACGUCCGCGUUUAGUUGUAGCUACUUUUGUGAGUCGUGUCGUGUACGCAUGAGUGAACGUAAGGCUCACAAAAACUGUAAGUACAUUUGUCCCUGUUGUCACAACAAUCCCCCGUGCAACAAGGAUGUUGUGAACAUUAAGUGCGCGGAGUGUAAUCGCGAUUUCCGUGGACAGGACUGCUAUCGCUAUCAUAAAGACCAGAAUUUAUGCUCGCAAGUACGUCGAUGUCGGACGUGUUUAGCGACCGUGUGGAAAAAUAAGAAGCCCCACAAGUGCGGGUUCAAACUAUGUGUUACUUGCAACGCAGAACGUCCCAUACGUCACCUCUGUUAUAUGGCUAAGAAUUCCCCAAACAAGAAAAAGUUAGACAAAGACUUUGUGUUUGUUUUCUACGACUUUGAGUGCCGCCAGGACGAACAGUUUGAAAACCGACCUAACACUUACGUGCAUAUCCCCAAUCUUUGUGUCGCGCAACACGUGUGCAAGACGUGCAUCGUAAACAAUAAGGACAUUAAUAUGCCUUGUGACAAUUGUGGUAACCGUCAACAUAUAUUUAAAACAGCCCCUGUCGAUGAACUUUUAAGUCUGGUGUCAUCAUUGGCCAAGAAAAAUCGUGAUGUCGUGGCUAUCGCGCACAACAGCAAAGGCUACGACAGUAUUUUCAUUUUGAAGGAGAUGAUGAAGACUCCCUCUGCCUGGAACCCAGAGAUAAUUGCGACAGGCACAAAAAUUACUUCGCUCGCGUGCAAUAACAACAUCAGAUUCAUCGACAGUCUCAAUUUUAUACCGAUUCCAUUAAGUGCUUUCCCAAAAACUUUCAAUUUUGAGGGGUCAAAGGGUCACUUUCCGCACUUCUUCAACACCGUUGCUAAUCAAGAUUAUGUCGGCCCGAUGCCCGCACCCCAUUUCUAUGGCUGUGACGAGAUGUCUGCGAAGAAUCGUGAAGAUUUUCUUGAGUGGUACAAUGGAGAGGAAAUCCGCAACGCUGUAUUCGAUUUCCAAGCGGAAAUUGUACAAUACUGCAUUCAGGACGUCAACAUCCUACGGCGUGCAUGCGUUGAAUUUUGGCACAAGUUCGUCACCGAAAACAAAGUCGACCCAUUCAGAGAGUGUUGCACAAUUGCCUCCGCCUGCAGUCUCGUGUUCCGAAGAAACUUUCUCCAGGAAGAGACCAUAGGGCUCAUCCCUCACGGCGGUUACAGAGCAAGCGAUAACCAGAGUAAAGUAGCCAUUAAAUGGUUACUGCUAUUGCAAAACCGUGAAAUCCCCGAUCUUCAACAUGCCGGCAACACCCGAGAAGUGCGCCUAAAGGAAGGGAUCAUUGUGGACGGGUACUCCCAAGCAACGAACACCGUCUACCAGUUCCAUGGCUGCUACUUCCACGGGUGCGAGAGAUGUCACUCCGAUCAGACGGCUGCGCUGAAGGGCGAUAAAACGGACACGAUGGGAGUGCGUCGCGAGAAGACUGAGGCGACGUCAGUACGUAUUAGGGCCGCAGGUUACAAUCUCGUGGAAAUGUGGGAGUGCGACUUCAAGACGUACCUCAUUAAUAAUCCGGAUAUAGCCGAAUUUUUGGAAAACCACAACGUGGUAAAAAAUGAGCCCCUAAACCCCCGAGACGGUUUCUUUGGCGGACGUACGAAUGCCGUCAAGUUGUAUCACAAGACCGAAGGCGAUGAAGUGAUAAGGUACUUGGACGUCUGCUCCCUGUACCCCUACGUCAACAAGUACGCAAAAUACCCUGUAGGCCACCCGCGCGUACUUGUAACCCCCGAAGAACUUCGCACCGUCAAUCUUAAUUCCGUGGAAGGCAUAAUGAAGUGCACGGUUCUGCCGCCCCAACACCUCUACCACCCCGUGCUUCCAUACCGUUGCCACGGCAAGCUCAUGUUUCCGCUAUGCCGCACAUGUUGCGAAACGAUGGAGCAGGAUGAGUGUGAGCACUCUGAAGAAGAACGGAGGUUCAGUGGCACAUACGUAGCCGAUGAACUCCGUAAAGCCAUUUCCUUGGGGUACGUAGUGGAGGACAUACAAGAAGUAUGGGAGUACCGUACCACCAAGUACGAUAAGGCUACAAAGAGCGGGGGAUUAUUCACCGGCUACGUCGACAACUUUUUGAAGACGAAGCAAGAAUGCAGUGGGUGGCCAUCCUGGUGUGUUGACGAGGAGGCCUGUAUGCAGUACCUAGCCGACUACAUGGAGCACGAGGGGAUCCAACUCGACCGGUCCAAGAUUGCGGUGAACGCAGGGCUUCGCUACAUUGCCAAACUUUUCCUCAAUUCGUUUUGGGGAAAGUUUGGACAGCGCGACAAUCUGACGAAAACCGCAAUUGUCUCAGAGCCUGAGCAGUUUUUCCAAAUGCUCACUGACCCGGCCGUGGAACUCAACUCGAUCAUUCCCGUGAACGACGAGACCCUCAUCGUCAACUGGACACUCCCCGAAGAAGCCGUCGAACCCCUGAGGACCACCAAUGUGGUGUUGGCAGCUUAUACAACCGCCCAUGCCCGCCUAAAACUCUACAGCUAUCUCGAGCAGCUGGGUGAACGAGUCUUGUACUUUGACACCGAUUCAGUCAUCUUCACGGAGAACCCCGGAGAGUGGUCACCAGCUUGCGGCAACUUCUUGGGAGAUAUGACUGACGAGGUGGAAUGCUAUGGCCCCGGCAGCAGAAUAGUUGAGUUUGUGAGUGGUGGACCGAAAAACUAUGCGUUCAAGGUGUUUUCCCCAAGUACUAACAAUUAUAGUGUAGUGUGUAAGGUUAAGGGCAUCUCCCUAAAUUACAAAAAUAGUGCUGUGGUGAAUUUCGAAACAAUCAAGGACGCCGUGUUGAACAAUGCCCCAGAGACUUUUGUGGAGACUGAUCGUCGUAUAGCCAGGACUUGUACAUACGACGUCAUCUCCAAGCCUGAGAGGAAGCGCUAUCGUGUCGCGUACACAAAGCGUCGCCGCAUAGCUGUAGGCUGCGACACACUACCGUAUGGUUAUAAGAAGUAA
Photinus pyralis (common eastern firefly) is the source of this 4595-nucleotide messenger RNA. RefSeq lists its product as uncharacterized. Lineage: Eukaryota; Metazoa; Arthropoda; Insecta; Coleoptera; Lampyridae. Gene Ontology annotation, biological process: DNA replication. The transcript is spliced from 8 exons. The record is from RefSeq and is a predicted model, not a curated record. Gene Ontology annotation, molecular function: nucleotide binding; DNA binding; DNA-directed DNA polymerase activity. Bases 237 to 4595 code for a protein of 1452 amino acids.